AUGCCAAAGUAUACAGGGUCCUGUUACUGUCGCGCCAUCACGUACGAGUGGACGCUCGAGUCGCCAGAAGACGCACGGACGUCGAUCUGUCAUUGCAAGAACUGCAAGGAAUCUUUCGCACUGUUGACAGGCGUGUCGAAGGAGCAUGCUGCUGACAAUGGCACUGGCACGGUCAUACAUCGCGAGUUCUGCGAUAGCUGUGGGAGUUUCAUACUCGAGUACGGGGAGCCUGUGAGGGACAAGUUCCGUUAUAUUGUCACAGGCUCAUUGGAUGAUCCCGAUGCUUUGCCGCCGAAGGGCGAAUUCUUUUGUAAGAGCAGGGCGUCAUGGAUGCCUGAAGUACCCAACGUAUUUCACAAGGAGGAGGUAAAAGAAUAG
Molecule: messenger RNA, 378 nt
Organism: Peniophora sp. CBMAI 1063
Lineage: Eukaryota; Fungi; Basidiomycota; Agaricomycetes; Russulales; Peniophoraceae
Source: the annotation of a GenBank genome assembly